This is a messenger RNA of Schistocerca americana (American grasshopper), 2852 nucleotides long. RefSeq names its product glucose dehydrogenase [FAD, quinone]-like. Bases 8 to 1894 code for a protein of 628 amino acids. Gene Ontology annotation, molecular function: oxidoreductase activity, acting on CH-OH group of donors; flavin adenine dinucleotide binding. NCBI's taxonomy places the organism in Eukaryota, Metazoa, Arthropoda, Insecta, Orthoptera, Acrididae. The transcript has a single exon. The record is from RefSeq and is a predicted model, not a curated record.
GUCAGCCAUGAGUGGUGCGGCGCGAGGCGCCGGCUUCACGGCGCGGCGCAUCUUCAUCACGGCGCAGCUGGGCCUGGUCACCGCCGCCGUCUUCGAGCUGGCCGUGCGCCACCUGCGGCCCGACCUGUACGCGCAGCGGCCGCGCGACCUGGCCGCCCUGGGCCGGCAGCUGGCGCCCGAGUACGACUUCGUGGUGGUGGGCGGCGGCUCGGCGGGCGCCGUGCUGGCCAGCCGGCUGAGCGAGGCGCCGCGCUGGCGCGUGCUGCUGCUGGAGGCGGGCGGCCGCGGCUCCGCGCUCGCCGACAUCCCGGCGCUGGGCGCCACGCUGCCGGGCUCCGCCGACGACUGGCAGUUCCGCGCCGAGCCGUCGCCGGCCUUCUGCCGCGCCAUGGACGCCGGCCGCUGCCGCUGGCCGCAGGGCCGCGCGCUCGGCGGCACCAGCCUGCUCAACGGCAUGCUGUACGUGCGCGGCAACCGGCGCGACUACGACGGCUGGGCGGCGGCGGGCAACGCCGGCUGGUCCUACGACGAGGUGCUGCCCUACUUCAAGAAGUCGGAGGACGCGCGGCCGGCGCGGCUGCGCGCCGACGCGCGCCACCACGCCACCGGCGGCUACCUCACCGUCGACGAGUACCGCUACCGCACGCCGAUGGCGGACGCGCUGCUCGACGCCGGCCGCGAGCUGGGCUACGACGUCGUCGACUACAACGGCGAGACGCAGUACGGCUUCGCGCGUUUCGCGGGCACCGUGCGCGACGGCUUCCGGUGCAGCACGGCCAAGGCCUUCCUGGAGCCCGCCGCCGACAGGCCCAACCUCGACAUCAGCAUGCACUCCGUCGUCGAGAGACUGCUGGUGGACCCCCAGUCCAAGAACGCCACGCACGUGGUGUUCACCAAGGGCGGUCGCCGCUACACGGUCCGCGCCACCAAAGAGAUCGUCGUCUCCGCCGGCGCCGUAAACUCGCCCAAGCUGCUCAUGCUGUCCGGCAUCGGGCCGAAGGAGCACCUCGACGAAGUAGGCAUCUCCCCGGUCGUGGCGGAUCUGCGGGUGGGAGACAACCUACAAGAUCACAUCGCAAUGGGCGGGCUGCUCUAUCUCGUCGAGUUCCCGGUUUCUCUGGUCGUUCCGCGCCAGCUCAACACCAAGAAUGUCUUCGACUUCCUGGUCCGUAACGAGGGCCCACUCAUGACGACUGGAAUCGCAGAGACCCUCGCCUUCGUCAACACCGACUACUCUAACGACACGUCGUACCCCGAGGUGGCGCUGUACCUCUCGGCUGUGCCGGAGACGGUCGACGGCGGCGUCUACCUCAAGGGCGUGCUCGGCCUCAGCGACGAGUUCUACAGCGCCGUCUACGAACCGGUGCUCUACCGCGACGGCUUCACCGCGCUCGCCACUCUGAUGCACCCCAAGAGCAGGGGAACCGUGCGGCUGAGGGACGCCGACCCCAGUUCUCCACCGCGUAUCUUCCCCAACUACCUCGCGCACCCGGACGACGUCCGGACGCUGGUCGAGGCGGCGAAAUUCGGCGGUAGGCUCAGCGCCACGGAGACGAUGCAGAAGCUGGGCUCCCACGUCAACCCGUACCCGUUCCCGGCCUGCAAGCACCUCAAGCUGAUGUCUGACGAGUACCUGGAGUGCGCGCUCCGCCAGCACACCAUGUCCCUGUGGCACUUCGGCGGCACGUGCAAAAUGGGCCCGGACUCCGACCCCGCCGCCGUCGUCGACCCGCAGCUCAGAGUGCGCGGCGUGAACGGCCUCCGGGUCGCCGACUCCUCCGUACUGCCGGUGCUGCCCACUGCCAACACCAACGCUCCGACCAUCAUGGUGGCAGAGAAAGCCUCUGACAUGAUACGAGACCAGUGGAUUACUCCUGGCGACCUCUUUGGGUAGACAGUGCGGAAAAACAAUUUUCUUCACACGCAUGAACUGAUUAAACGAACAAGUCACUGUUUCCAUCUCGUCUGUUUAUUACUUUAUCUGCAAACUUUUAUCGAACCCGUACACGAGAUUGUCCAGUUCUGGACUCACAGGUUAUUCUGAAGUGCGACAGGUGUGUGGAAAUCAGUUUCACACUAUUAACCCAUUUAAAAUAUUAGAGCCAUUGUACGUCGAUGCACGAACAGUUGCUAUGUAUCGGAACUGAGCAACGAGCUCCGCUCAUCUUGUCAUUAUACUCCUGUGGACUAGAUGAAUCCUCAGUUGGUCCUAGAAUUUUUUUUCUAUCACUUAUCAUUUGUUUCGCUUCCGGUACUCGUAUUCUAAUGUUACAAACGUGGAGAUUGUUCGCAGUGCACCUUGAACUGCAGGCUUCCAGUAAACGGGUCGAUUUAUCAGUCUAAAAGUUGGAGGAACGCAAGAUCACAGCACUUCCUAUAGGACGUUGACUAGUAAACCACUGUGGAAACGAAACUUCGCGAUAAGGACAGCGUCACUACGCUUUCCGAUAUAUAUCUUGUCUCUUUGUGUCUUCAUCUACCAUGUCAGAUGUUGAGAACCGAUAUUUUGAAUUUGCUGACACACUCUCUGUCAUACUGUAUACCUGUAGCAUUUAAAAAUAGCCCGUGUGUCCUCAACAAGUCUAUCUCGUACAAGCAUUAACUAGAACUAUACAGCUAAAGUAAUAAACAGUAGAGGUGGAAAUGAUUACUUUUAUCAUUUAAUGCAUUGUAAAGAUACCAAAGUGCAGUGCGCCAAACACGACCACCUCAUUUACAUCGUUUGAAUUUCAUUGAUGCAGACAUUUUUCUCGUCAACAUAGUAUUGUGUAAAUACCUUAAUACACUGUCCUACAGUUCUGUGCAUUCGUGUAUGUUUUCACAUAUUACAUAAAGUCCUGUUUUAACUGGCA